Cottoperca gobio is the source of this 1262-nucleotide messenger RNA. It is a transcript of the gene psmb1, whose product is annotated as proteasome 20S subunit beta 1. NCBI's taxonomy places the organism in Eukaryota, Metazoa, Chordata, Actinopteri, Perciformes, Bovichtidae. Bases 109 to 822 code for a protein of 237 amino acids. The transcript has 6 exons. Gene Ontology annotation, cellular component: proteasome core complex; nucleus; cytoplasm. The record is from RefSeq and is a predicted model, not a curated record.
GUCGUUCAGAUUGCAUGUGAACACGCGAAUGACAUGACAGUAAAAGAAGAGGCUGCCAUAUUGCAGUGAUACAGCGAGUUUACCGGACUGAAUCUUGAACACAUAAAAAUGCUUUCUUCUCUUACGCUUCAAGACCCUGGGAAGAUGAGAGAUUACCAUUAUGCUGGUCCAGUAGAGCACCGGUUCUCACCAUACUCUUUCAACGGAGGAACCGUACUAGCUGUUGCUGGGGAAGACUUCGCCAUUGUAGCCUCAGACACCAGGCUGAGUGAAGGAUACUCAAUCCACAGCCGGGACUCACCAAAAUGCUACAAGCUGACAGACACAACCGUCAUUGGCUGCAGUGGUUUCCAUGGCGACUGCCUGACUCUGACUAAAAUCAUUGAUGCCAGACUAAAGAUGUACAAACAUUCGAACAAUAAGACAAUGACCAGUGGCGCCAUCGCAGCCAUGUUGUCCACCAUCCUGUACGGCAGGAGGUUCUUCCCCUACUACGUCUACAACAUCAUCGGAGGACUGGAUGAACAAGGUAAGGGAGCAGUGUACAGUUUUGAUCCGGUGGGCUCCUACCAGAGAGACACCUACAAGGCCGGAGGAUCAGCAAGUGCCAUGCUACAGCCACUUCUGGACAACCAGAUUGGUUUCAAGAACAUGGAGGGUGUGCAGCAAGUUCCUCUGACUAAGGAAAAGGCAGUUCAGCUGGUCAAAGAUGUUUUCAUUUCGGCCGCAGAGAGAGAUGUCUACACCGGAGAUGCCCUUCGAGUCUGCAUCAUCACUAAGGAAGGCAUCAAAGAAGAGACUGUUCCACUGAGGAAGGAUUGAGGAGGGAUAUGUUCCUCUUCCUCUGCUUUUCUCUUUGGUCUGUUCUUUCCACAUUCUCCUGUUGGUUUUUGGCCCCUUUACAACAAGUUUCUUAAAAUCGGAGUGUUGAUCCAGAAUUUGCUUCAAGUGGCCUCUUAGGUCGGGCUUAAUCUGGAGGAGAGGAUUUUCCAUUUUUUUAUAUCCACUCACAAUUUACAUUGUUCAAAAUGGACACUUUUCUCCUGCUUUCCACAGUUAUCCCCUUCAGUUUCUGUUAUCAUUACAUCAUUUGUAUUUGUUUUAGCUGAUUCUAGAUCAGCAUUCCUGUUCUGAGACUCAAGGAACUCUCCACUCGAUCCGUCUAGACUCUCCCUCUGUUUGGAUUCUGCAUUAUGUUUUGGAAGGAUACAUACUCUGCUGUUCUUUUUACAUUCUUAAUAAAUGUAAAGAAUUAAAAAAUA